Molecule: messenger RNA, 2446 nt
Organism: Patella vulgata (common limpet)
Lineage: Eukaryota; Metazoa; Mollusca; Gastropoda; Patellidae
Product: E3 ubiquitin-protein ligase TRIM56
Exons: 3
Coding region: 152-2335 (727 amino acids)
Molecular function (GO): zinc ion binding
Source: RefSeq, a predicted model, not a curated record
CAUAUUUGAAUAGAUACGAUAAAUACCCAGUGUUAUGUGUUUGUGAUAUACCAUUAAUACGAGUUUUCAUAUAUGUGAACAGACAUUGCUUUCAUCUUGUCUGGAGAAAUAUGAGAGUCAUUUGAAAAAUAGCAGAUUUCAGUAACCAAAGAUGUCGACACCAGCACUGGUAUUAGAAAAUCAACCAGUGUGCAAUGUAUGCUACAAGAAACCCCAGGAUGCCAUAUCAUUGCCAUGCCAACACCAAUUCUGUCGAGCCUGUAUCAAGAACCACAUUGUAAACUCUGUGGAAGCGCAGAAAUUCCAAGGAUUUGGAUGUCCUGCUUGUCAGGAAUUCGUUUCCAAACCAAUCAUGGCCGGUUCCCGUCCAAAAGAACAAUGGGCUGAAUAUCUUCCAACAGUGACCCUGUCAGAUAAUAAACCAGAUUUAUUGAGUUCAGAAAAAGAUGAGUUGAAAUGUGCUGCAUGUAAAGAAGCUGGUCUUGACAAUGCUGCCACGUUAUGGUGUCAACAAUGUAACGACUCUUACUGCCCCGAUUGUUCAGCAUCACAUAGAAACUUUCCUGCCACUCGAUCCCACAUCCAAGUACCUAUAGCUUAUAUAUCACCUCGUGAUAGAUCAGAAGAAGAUCUUGCAACCUGCUCACAACACAGAGACAGUCGAGUAGAAUUUUAUUGUGCUGCUUGUGACUUGUUAAUCUGUCCAUCCUGUGCUUUCGUGAAUCACAGAAGAUGCGAAAAGGUAUCUACUAUAAAAGGGGCAACGGAUGUAGCAAAAGGCGACUUGUCCACCAAAAUCAAGAGAGUAAGAAAAAAAUCUUCUGAAUGUCAGGCGAUGUUAGUGGAUAGUACUUCUAGAAUAAGGGAAUUGCAGAUCAGCCGACAAAGAACGGAAGAUAAUAUCAAAGGGUUCACUGACCAGUUGAUGGACACCAUAUCUGCUAACAGAGAUAACAUGCUGUCAAAUAUCUCUUACUCAUUCAAUACAGAAGAGACUCGCUUGAACCAGACUAAAACUAAGUUACGAGAACACAUAGUAGAAUUGGAAGGUUGUGAGCAGGGAAUUGAAAACCUGCUAAAUACGAAUUCAGAAACAAAACUAUUGGCUAAUCUUAGUAAAACCCAGAGACAAUAUAAUGCUUCAUUUGAGAAGGAAAUUAGACCAGAAGAACUCGUUCCAUUCCAAAUGGAAUUUGAGCCAAACACUUCGUUACUGGAUGUGCUUGAUUCUUCCCAACUUGGGGAGGCAGUUCUGGAGCGAGAAACACGGGAAAAGCAAGAAACCGCAAGGAGGGAUGAUAAAACCGAGAACAAUUCUGACGAACCGCGAGAUCUGAUGAAACACAUCAAGAGCAAAGCCAAGGAAAAGAAGACUACGAAGCAGAAGGUCAAAUUUAAGAAAUCCAAGCGUUCUAAAAGAAGGGGUUCAGAAGGUAAUCCGGUCUUACCAGUACCCAUUACACCACCUCUCCAAGAACCAAAGGUGGAUAAAAUUAAAGUACUCCAAAAGCACAAGACAGUAUCUACGGAUGUGCUUGGUGACAGUUUGAAAUCAUCUCCAUCCAGCAUUAUUGUACUGUUUGUAAAUGGCGUCAUGACAACAGUAGUGGCUGACCACAACAACUACAGUCUGAAGUCCUUCUACGUAAAUAUGGGCCUAGAUCGACAAUCUAAGAUGUCCAUGGACUCAAAACCUUGCCACGUAGCUAAAUUGGCAGCACACACCGUUGUAGUAACAAUGACACGUUUAAAAAGAAUAGCUGUGAUUAAAGUCAGUCCGGGUUUGAGCUUGAUAGAUAGGAUUCGUACUAGUAAAUAUUAUAACUGUAUAGCGGCAUUAGCUGAGGACCGAUUAGCUGUUGGGACUACUCUAGAAUCCAAUUUAUCUAUCGACAUAAUAGAUCUACAAGGAGAAAUUCUCCAUUCUAUAUGCUCGGACCCAGAUGAUAAACUUUUAUUUUCGGAGCCGAAAUUUAUGAUUCUAUCGCCAUCUGGAAAUCUGCUGGUAUCGGAUCGUGAUAUUCCCUAUAUAUCAUGCUUCACACAAGCAGGGAAACUGGUAUUUAAAACGGGACCGAAACAGACGUCAGAUUUGGAAGGGACGUCUGGUUUAUUCUGUAGCGAAGAUGAUCAGAUUUAUAUAUCGGACAAAACCAAUAACCGCAUCCUUCUCAUGCAAGAUAAUGGUGAGACAAUCACCACUUUCUUAACUGCUGAACAAGGCGUUGAACAACCACAAGGACUUUUCAUAGAUGACUUGGACCAAGUCUACAUCUGUCAGGCCAACAGCAAAAUUAGUAUUUUUAAAGAAGUUGAAAUUAUUGCUCCAAAAUGAUGACAGGGACACGUAGGCUAAUGUAACACGUACUUUGCUUUGAUAAUGAAUGUUUUAUGUUUUCCAACUAAAAAGUGUGUGUAAUGAUCUAAUAAAUGUAGUUAUAUUCUA